Molecule: messenger RNA, 485 nt
Organism: Exophiala dermatitidis NIH/UT8656
Lineage: Eukaryota; Fungi; Ascomycota; Eurotiomycetes; Chaetothyriales; Herpotrichiellaceae
Exons: 1
Coding region: 65-472 (135 amino acids)
Source: RefSeq, a predicted model, not a curated record
CACACACACACACACACACACACACACACACACACACACACACACACACACACACACUUAAAGUAUGCUUCUCACUCUCAUUCUUGCGUCCUUCUACGGAAGCCCGACCAAUCCGUUGAUUUCUACGCACAGUGCAUGCUGGGUAGUCGUGAGUACUGAUCGAUUGAUUCAUCCGUUCAUCUAUAGAUUUCAUAUUCUACUCGCAGAUGGACAUGGGGAGCCAGUUUAUGGACUCGUAUUCGUUCCACUCCAUUUGGAUCCUAUCCAAUCCAAUUUUAGUCUCGUCCCUACGGCAUUAAAAGUUGACUUUGCACUUUCGGUGGUAGACGAGAACCCAGUUCACCUCCUGCCUCUUGUGACAUUGAUUACCGGUGCAUUGAUAUGUCUCAGUCCAAAGGUUUCAAACCGCAGCAAAAUCAAUCAAAUCGUUCCUGAGUUCCGAGUUUGCUUGUCUCGCUGGGAGAGUGGGUAGGACGCCGAAGAUG